AUGGCUGGAGCCGAAGUAGUGCAUUACGCUGCACCGCAAUUCGAUUAUUUUCCUACGUCUAUCAAUAUAUCAGAAACAGCGACGUAUGGCGAUGUAAUAUGGAGUUGUAACGCAACAGAUGAAGAUGACCCUUCAACACCAGAAGGACAACUCAGAUUUGAAUUCUCCACUAGGGUAAAUCAGCCGAAAUGGUUUCUGGACAGCAGAAAUUGUGACAUGUAUGUUUUUACGGGAUUAAAUUAUGAAGGCCAGCAGACUUACGCAUUACGCAUUAUCGUAAAGGAUUUACAUCCAACCUCGCCACAAACAACAACAGGGACACUGACCAUACACAUCACUGAUGUUAAUGAUAAUACUCCGACAUGUGAGAGAUAUUAUCCAGUUAUAUUAGUAUCUGAAGAUGAACAAGUUGGCAGAGAGAUAACCAGAGUAGUCUGUACCGAUAAUGACAGAGACAUAUCUACGAAUGGAAAGGUUAUGUUCAAAGUGGCAGAUUCAAACAGUGAUGAAGUGAAGGAAACCUUUGAAGUCACUAAUAACAAUGGUUCUGUAAAUCUCAAGAAACAACUGGAUUAUGAGAGAGUGAAGUUUUAUGUAUUAACAAUAGAUGUUUAUGAUAAUGGUGGAUCAAAUUCUCUAACAACAAGUAUAACAUAUAAUAUACAAGUUAAAGAUAUAGAUGAUAAUAAACCAACCUGGUCAACCAACCCAUUGACUGUCUCCGUUUAUGAGUCAACUGCUCUAGGAACUGGGGUAUUUACUCUCACUGCUAUUGAUGCAGAUAAACCAUUGACAUCUGCCAGUACAAUAACAUAUGGUAUCAAAACACCAGCUGUACCUGAUUGGUUUGGUGUUGUCAGUCAGACAGGCUUGGUAUAUGUAAAGGGAAUUCUGAAUUGUAGAAUUGCUACGAGGUUACGAAUAGAAGUGUAUGCCUAUUCUUCUGAUAAAAUCAAUGAUAUAAGUGUUUUAGUGGUUGAUAUUAGAUUAACAGAUGAUAGUACCACAACAUUUCGACAAAUCGGUAAUGCAUCUUACUCCGGAGCUAGUUGUGUAAAUAAUGAUUUCGCGCCACAAUUUGCACACUUCCCUACAUCUAUAUAUGUACCAGAAACAGCAACGUUAGGUGAUAAUAUAUGGAGUUGUAACGCAACAUACGGAGGUUUACAAUCAAAAGCAGCUGAACAGUUUCGGUUUCGGCUUGCUGAACAAUAUGAUGACUGGUCCUUAGACAGCAAAUAUUGUGCAUUGUAUGUCAACACCAGAUUAGAUUAUGAAGCACGAACCAGUUACACGUUAAGAGUUACCGCUAAUGACAUUCAUUCAUCCACACCAACAACAACAACAGGGACACUGACCAUACACAUCACUGAUGUUAAUGAUAAUACUCCGGAAUGUUCUGAAACCUCAAGAGUUUUAUUCGUACCGGAAGAUACACCAAUCAAUGCACUGAUAGCCACGGCAGUGUGUACAGAUGCUGAUAGUUAUGGAGGAAUAUUUUUUAAUGUCUCAGAUUCAAACAGUGUUGAAGUGAAGGAAACCUUUGAAGUCAACAAGGACAAAGGUUCUGUACAUCUCAAGAAACAACUGGAUUAUGAGAGAGUGAAGUUUUAUGUAUUAACAAUAGAUGUUUAUGAUAAUGGUGGAUCAAAUUCUCUAACAAGUAUAACAUAUAAUAUACAAGUUAAAGAUAUAGAUGAUAAUAAACCAACCUGGCCAAUAAUCCAUUUAACUGUGUAUGUUCAAGAAUCAGCUGCUCUUGGAACUGGGGUGUUUACUCUCACUGCUAUUGAUGCAGAUAAACCAUUGACAGCUGCCAGUACAAUAACAUAUGGUAUCAAAACACCAGCUGUACCAGAUUGGUUCGGUAUCGACAGUCAGACAGGUACCCGCAAACCCAAUUUAAAUGGUUUGGGGUUUGUGAAAGGUCUUGGUUCAACUUUAGUUGUUGUUCUUAUCAUUAUACUGGUAGUAGUCUUUAUCUACAAGUACAGAAACAGGAAUAAUAGUGAGAGAAAACAAGAACGUAUUGCUGUAACAAAUAUUGGAACUGAUAUUGGAGUCGCACGGGCAUCAUCAGACGCUAGUUUUUGGUAUUUGGAUAGAAAGAACUGUGAUCUCUAUCUAAUUGGUGAACCUGAUUAUGAAAAGAUGAGGUCCUAUACUAUAACUAUUCAAGCUGUUGACACUGGAGCACCACCAUUAACUUCUGAUCCAGAGUCUAUGGUAAUUAGUUUCGCUGAUGUCAAUGACAAUUAUCCGGUAUGUCCUCAGUAUUAUAAAGUGUUUGUCCUCAGUAUUAUAAAGUGCAAGUUUAAUUAUUCUAGGUAUGUCCUCAGUAUUAUAAAGUAUAAGUUUAAAUAUUCUAGGUAUGUCCUCAGUAUUAUAAAGUGUAAGUUUAAUUAUUCUGUGUAUGUACUCAGUAUUAUAAAGUGUAAGUUUAAUUAUUCUAGGUAUGUACUCAGUAUCAUAAAGUAUAAGUUUAAUUAUUCUAGGUAUGUCCUCAGUAUUAUAAAGUGUAAGUUUAAUUAUUAUAGGUAUGUCCUCAGUAUUAUAAAGUGUAAGUUUAAUUAUCAUAGGUAUGUACUCAGUAUCAUAAAGUAUAAGUUUAAUUAUUCUAGGUAUGUUCUCAGUAUUAUAAAGUGUAUGUCCUCAGUAUUAUUAAGUGUAAGUUUAAUUAUUCUAGGUAUGUCCUCAGUAUUAUACAGUGUAAGUUUAAUUAUUCUAGAGGUUCAAGAACCCAGCGCCGUUGACCAACCAAACAUGGAUGAUGGGUUUGUGAUAGGGCUAGGUAUCGGAAUCGGUUCUAUCUUAGUUGUUGUUAGUAUCAUUGUACUGGUGCUCAUCGUUAUAUAUAAGUACAGAAACAGGAAUCAUAGUGAGAGAGGUCAAACUGAACGGACUUCGCAGAUGUAUGCUACAACGGAUAUGGGAGCCGUACAGGAAGAACCAAUAUAUGAAGAGUUAGUGGUACCUAAUGAAAAUAACGUGAACGACGCUUCAACGCAAACAGUCAAUGAUGAGGAACCUUACUCUGAUUAUGAUGUAAUACAACAAGAACUAUAA
Lottia gigantea (owl limpet) is the source of this 3066-nucleotide messenger RNA. RefSeq lists its product as hypothetical. The transcript has 29 exons. Lineage: Eukaryota; Metazoa; Mollusca; Gastropoda; Lottiidae. Gene Ontology annotation, cellular component: cell-cell junction; plasma membrane. The record is from RefSeq and is a predicted model, not a curated record. Gene Ontology annotation, molecular function: calcium ion binding. Bases 1 to 3066 code for a protein of 1021 amino acids. Gene Ontology annotation, biological process: homophilic cell-cell adhesion.